Didymodactylos carnosus is the source of this 1323-nucleotide messenger RNA. The record is from the annotation of a GenBank genome assembly. Lineage: Eukaryota; Metazoa; Rotifera; Eurotatoria; Philodinida; Philodinidae.
AUGAAUCGUAAUCUUCCGCAAACUGGUGCUAUUGGAAAAGGAUCAACGUCAUCCUACGGACCAACGGUGGGUACAGUAACUAAUCAAAUUCAAUAUGGCAGUAUGAAUAUUGCACAUGGUGCGCAUCCAUCAAGUAGAAGUCAUCAAAUACCUCCGGAACGAACAUUGAAUAGUCGACCUUCAAAAUUUGAUCGGGUAGAAGUAACAUCGCCAGUUCUUCGUCGAAAUAGUGUACAACGUGCAUUAACUGAUAAUACGACGAUUCGAACACGUUUAUCAAGUCAAGAUAGAACAUCAUUAGUAUACUAUCCAUCAGCGUUUGUUAUAUCAAUUGAAUCAAAACUAAUGCAUGGUGGUUUAACAGGACUGGCAAACCUUGGAAAUACGUGUUUUAUGAAUUCUGUUCUACAAUGUUUGAGUAAUACGAAACCGUUAUUAUUGUUUUGUUUUGAUGAUAAUCUCGAAAGUUCACUAAAUUCAUCCACGACAAGUGUAAUGAAAGGUGUCUUAAUGAAAGAAUUUGCCACUUUAAUCAGACGUAUGUGGUCAUCUACCGAAAGUCGUUCAAUAGUUAGUCCAUCUCAAUUCAAAAAUCAAAUAGCAAGAUUUGCUCCACGAUUUACAGGCUAUUAUGAGCAAGAUUCACAAGAAUUUCUUCGAUAUUUAUUACAAGGACUUCACGAAGAUGUAAAUCGUGUUAAAAAAAAAUCGACACCAACCAAAAUUGAUGAAAAAGCUGAAGAACAAAUGCAUGAAAAAAAUCGUGCUAAAUUAAGUUGGGACAGAUACUUGAGUACUGACAAUAGUAUGAUAGUGGAAAUAUUUGUUGGACAGUUAAAAAGUACACUCGAAUGUUGUUAUUGUGGAUAUCAAUCUAUAACAUUUGAUCCCUUUUGGGAUCUUUCUGUUCCUUUGCCUCGGAACAAAUCAACUAGUACGUUACAACAAUGUAUUCAAUUAUUCAUGAGUAAAGAAGAAUUAGAUGGAAACGAAAAAGCAAUGUGUGCUAAAUGCAAGCAGAAGCGUCGAUGUACAAAAAAAUUUUCCAUACAAAAAUGUCCAGAAAUAUUAGUUUUACAUUUAAAACGUUUUUCACAAUCACGUGGACGAACUAAGCUGAAUACAAUGAUUGAUUUUCCCAUCACUGAUUUAAGAUUAAAUGAUUUAACAGAUGUCUUAUCCGAAAGUUAUGAGGGGCCUGCUCCAGUUUAUAGUCUUUUUGGCGUUUCAAACCAUAGUGGAACUCCUUACACAGGGCAUUAUACAGCGGCUUGUAAACACCCUUUUCAAUCCAAAUGGCAUGAAUUUAACGAUUCAAGGUAG